Molecule: messenger RNA, 737 nt
Organism: Danio aesculapii
Lineage: Eukaryota; Metazoa; Chordata; Actinopteri; Cypriniformes; Danionidae
Product: protein kinase C gamma type-like
Exons: 3
Coding region: 1-285 (94 amino acids)
Biological process (GO): protein phosphorylation
Molecular function (GO): protein serine/threonine kinase activity; ATP binding
Source: RefSeq, a predicted model, not a curated record
AUGAGCAGAAGCGGAAAGUCCAUUGAAACACAGAGAGAGCUGCGGGAGCAUCCUUUUUUCCGCUGGAUAGACUGGGACAGACUGGAGAGACUGGAGAUACAGCCUCCUUUCAAGCCCAGAAGUGGGGGCAAAAAAGGAGAGAACUUUGAUAAGUUUUUCACAUCCACCUCGUCCACCCUCACACCUUCUGACCCUGAUGUUCUUGCCGCAAUAAAUCAAGAGGAAUUCCAAGACUUCACCUUCAUGAAUUCAGAGUUUCCCCCUUCACCCCUCACCGCUGUCUGAGAAAACCUCACUCAGUUCACACAUGCCGAUUUCAGACUCUUGUAAUGUUCUUCAUUAAAAAAAAUGUGUAAUUUGGCUUCAGCUUGCUUAAAGUUAGACCAUCCGUUACAUUCUAAAACUACACACACUGAUUUUAAAGUGCCCCUAUUAUGCUUUUUUUUUAAGUUCUAAAUUUUUGUUUUGGAGGUCUCGUGCAAUAUAUUUACAUUAUGGGAGUGGAUUUUAAAAAUUGUCAAUAUGUGUGUACAGAACACAACUCGGUCUCAGAAAUUCUGGCAUCUGGCAUGCUUGGAAUUCUCUGUGUUUGACAAAUGUAACAUUCAGCAACCAAAUACUUAUGUUUGCCAAUUUUAACUAAGCUACUGUCAACAGAGGAGUUGUUUUGUUUAUGUUUAGAGGGCUGCUUCACUCUUGUAGAGUUGCCAUCCAUUAUACAUGAUGCAUAUCAGGAG